AUGCGGGACGCGUGUGAGCAGGCCUGUGCUGUACUCGGGGCUGCUAAAGCGGCGCAUUUUGCUGCCACGAGAGGGACGUCAGUUGGUGACACGGAAGAGGAUAUGGCGGAGGCAUUUGCUUCGCUAUUCGAUCGCGUUCUCGGACGAAAUGAGGAAGACAAGAGGGAGGAGCAGGACCAGGUACCCGAAAAGGAGCCGCUGCCACAGAACAUGAAGGAGCCGGCAGGUAAGGCCUGUUUUUUAAUUGUUUCCAUGACGUCGACCCUCCGCCCUUGA
This is a messenger RNA of Protopolystoma xenopodis, 276 nucleotides long. Lineage: Eukaryota; Metazoa; Platyhelminthes; Monogenea; Polystomatidea; Polystomatidae. The record is from the annotation of a GenBank genome assembly.